Molecule: messenger RNA, 582 nt
Organism: Akanthomyces muscarius
Lineage: Eukaryota; Fungi; Ascomycota; Sordariomycetes; Hypocreales; Cordycipitaceae
Exons: 5
Coding region: 1-582 (193 amino acids)
Source: RefSeq, a predicted model, not a curated record
AUGAGCGUCAACGAGCUGCUUGGCAGCGACAACCAAGCUCGACUGAAGGAGCUUGCGAAAGACACGCUGUCGGCUGAGAGCACGCUCAAGAGCCUCGCGUCCGAGGACCCUUCAAGCCGACGAGAUGCGGCAUUGAUAGUCUUUGACCGCGCUUGUAACAAGCCACCUACUCUGGAGAAUACUACUCUGGUAGAUGCCCUCGCAGAGACAUUAAAGCCACCAUUGCCCAGAGCUCAAGAGAGCAUCGAUGCCCUCGCCUGGGCAACGUCUGCCGAGGCAGCCCUGGCAGCUCUGUGGUCCCUCGACGCAGAGGUCGACCAGAUACAUGAUGCUCUACUGCUAUGCGUUAUUCCGUACGCCAAAGCCCGUAAGCCCUGGGUGACAAUGACUGCAGCCUCCACCGCCGAGCGCCUGCUCGACAGGUAUCGACCAGGCGAGAAGAAGCAAGACUUCAUCAUCACUGGCGUCCUUGAGCGCUACCUGCGGCCCAUCUUCUCCAAGAGGCCUCUUGGAAGGACGCCGGGCCGCACAUUGUCGCCGUCUUUGACUGGGCCGUCGAAGCGUCCGAGCCUGCUACGAUGA